AUGGGAAAUAAUCAUGGUUCUUUACCGGAGAUCGAGCAGUUAACGGAGAAGCUGGAUAGAAUGGAGGAGGACAUGGCUCAAAUGGCAGCCACAAUCCAGAGGAUGACAACACAGGGUCCACAAGUGGAGCCAGUUGCAAAGCCCAAGCAGUACGAAAGAAAACAGUACCACAAAGAAGAACCUGCGAAUCCAAGAAAAAACGCUCCAGACCAAGAUCAAGACGGUACCGUUUAUGCCUAUGUCAGCGAAAGCGAGCAAGACAGCACUGAGGCAAGGAAUCAGCCUAUUAAUCAACGUCGUGACCAAGCAAAGAUUGAUUUCAUCAAAGAGUGCUUCUUCAAACACUAUAAAGUACCUGAGGCUUUCCGCAAGCAAAUGUGGAAUGACAGAGUCCAAUGUCUGAAUAAUCGCGCAUACCACACGAGAAAAGCAGAAGAGAAAAAAGCAGAAGAGGAGAGCAGGUAUUGGGUCUGA
This is a messenger RNA of Ostertagia ostertagi, 474 nucleotides long. The record is from the annotation of a GenBank genome assembly. NCBI's taxonomy places the organism in Eukaryota, Metazoa, Nematoda, Chromadorea, Rhabditida, Trichostrongylidae.